Messenger RNA from Vanessa tameamea, 1014 nucleotides. RefSeq names its product Elongator complex protein 6 (gene Elp6). Gene Ontology annotation, biological process: tRNA wobble uridine modification. Bases 169 to 915 code for a protein of 248 amino acids. The transcript has 2 exons. Lineage: Eukaryota; Metazoa; Arthropoda; Insecta; Lepidoptera; Nymphalidae. Gene Ontology annotation, cellular component: elongator holoenzyme complex. The record is from RefSeq and is a predicted model, not a curated record.
AAUUUAAGCCUGUCCUGUCAUGUUAAUGUUAAAAACACGGUGUUGACUACAAAUUUAAUUAACAUCGAUAGUGUAAAUUAUUUUAUACGAGUAAGAAGAAGAUAAUACCCUUUUUUAUUAAACGUUUGUUUUCAUUUAGCGUCUUGGAACGCCAUAUAUUUAAGGAGAAUGACUUCAGAUUUACUGACAAGUUUGCAGUUGGACAAAACUUUUGAUUCAAGCAGAAUAAUUGUUGUGAAAGAAUUAAAUGGUUGCGAUAGUUCUUUUAUUACAAGCUGUGUGCUUGGACACUGUGUAAAAAAUAAAAAUGCUGUAUUCGUUAUAUCAGCGCAUCACUCAUUACAACAUUAUCAUAAUGUAGGUCUCAAAAUGAACUAUAAUUUACAAAAAUCUGUAGACUCUGGUAUUAUUAAUUUUUAUGAUGUGGGUGAAGUUAUAACAAACUCUAUAUUAGACAAUAAAUGUUUAACAUCACAAGAAAUUUGGUUGAAAAUAAAAGAAAUUUUAUUGGAAAUGCACAAAAAAUUCAAUUCUGUAAAUGUAAUUUUUGAUGGAGUGUCUCAUUUAUUUGACUUACAAUUAAAUAUUAGACAAGUUAAUGAAAUUUGCAAAGAACUAAUUGAUCUUAUAAGAAGUUUGAGCAAUUCAUACUUAAUACUACAGUGCAAUGUAGCAUGUGAUGAUGAUAUUACAUAUGUUUUAGCAAAUUUACUGUCACAUAAAGCAAAUACUUUAGCAGAGGUAGAAAGUUUAUCAUCAGGCUUAAGUGCAGAUGUAUCGGGUCAUUUAAAUAUAAAGUACCUAAGUAAUAAGUAUGAAAAUGAACACAGGUACAUCUUUGAACCAAGAUCAGCUCAAUACCUUUUUAAAUUAUUUGAUAGAGGAGUUAAAUUACUGGCACCUGGAACAGUUUAAAAUUUGUCUACUUUGCUUGAAAAAAAAAUAAAAUAUAUAUAUACAUAAACUUAACCUAAGAAGAAAAUAUAAAUAAAUUUUAUAUAGAAAGUUUUAUAA